CCUCCGGUGGACUGGAAGCCGGAAGUGGCUGUGGGCGUCGCGCGCGUGACGUCACGGAGGCGCGGGCCGCGUAGGGCGGGGGAGGAGGCGGAGCGAGCGGGGCCGGAGGGGCGGCUGCUUAGUCUCCGCGGUCUCCGGGCCUGGAGGGGGGGUCUGCGCGCGCCCGGCUGGCUCUGCCCCCUCCUCUCUGUCCGGUCCCGAGCGGGGCCUCUCCUGGGCCAGCCUGAUGUGACGGGACCCAGCGAAGCCUGAGCAAGCAGCGGGCCCGUGUGCGGAGCCGGAGGGCGGGAGGAACAUGACAUCGCGGAGAUGGUUUCACCCCAACAUCACUGGCGUGGAGGCAGAAAACCUUCUGUUGACAAGAGGAGUUGAUGGCAGUUUUUUGGCCCGACCCAGCAAAAGCAACCCUGGAGACUUCACACUCUCGGUGAGAAGGAAUGGCGCCGUCACCCACAUCAAGAUCCAGAACACCGGUGACUACUAUGACCUGUACGGAGGGGAGAAGUUUGCCACGUUGGCUGAGCUGGUCCAGUAUUACAUGGAACACCACGGGCAGUUGAAAGAGAAGAAUGGAGACGUGAUUGAGCUCAAGUACCCUCUGAACUGCGCAGAUCCUACCUCUGAAAGGUGGUUCCACGGACACCUGUCUGGGAAAGAAGCAGAGAAGCUGUUGACAGAGAAAGGCAAGCAUGGCAGCUUCCUUGUGCGCGAGAGCCAGAGCCACCCCGGGGACUUUGUCCUGUCCGUCCGCACUGGCGACGACAAGGGGGAGAGCAGCGACGGCAAGUCCAAAGUCACCCACGUCAUGAUCCGCUGUCAGGAGCUGAAAUACGACGUUGGUGGGGGAGAGCGGUUUGAUUCCCUGACCGAUCUCGUGGAGCAUUACAAGAAGAACCCGAUGGUCGAGACGUUGGGCACCGUCCUGCAGCUCAAGCAGCCCCUCAACACCACACGGAUCAAUGCUGCUGAGAUUGAGAGCCGGGUCAGAGAACUGAGCAAAUUAGCCGAGACCACAGAUAAAGUCAAGCAAGGCUUUUGGGAAGAAUUCGAGACGCUUCAGCAGCAGGAGUGCAAACUCCUCUACAGCCGGAAAGAGGGGCAGCGGCAAGAAAAUAAGAACAAAAAUCGAUAUAAAAACAUCCUGCCUUUUGACCACACCAGGGUUGUGCUCCACGACGGUGACCCCAAUGAGCCCGUUUCAGAUUACAUCAAUGCCAAUAUUAUAAUGCCUGAAUUUGAAACCAAGUGCAACACUGCAAAACCCAAGAAGAGUUACAUCGCCACCCAGGGCUGCCUGCAGAACACGGUCAACGACUUCUGGCGCAUGGUCUUCCAGGAGAACUCCCGUGUGAUUGUCAUGACCACCAAGGAGGUGGAGCGGGGCAAGAGUAAGUGUGUCAAGUACUGGCCUGAUGAGUACGCGCUCAAGGAGUACGGGGUCAUGCGUGUGAGGAACGUCAAAGAAAGCGCCGCCCACGACUACACACUAAGAGAACUGAAACUCUCGAAGGUUGGACAAGGGAAUACGGAGAGAACGGUCUGGCAGUACCACUUUCGGACCUGGCCAGACCACGGCGUGCCCAGCGACCCCGGCGGCGUGCUGGACUUCCUGGAGGAGGUGCACCACAAGCAGGAGAACAUCGUGGAGGCCGGGCCCGUGGUGGUCCACUGCAGCGCUGGGAUUGGCCGGACAGGGACGUUCAUCGUGAUCGAUAUCCUCAUUGACAUCAUCAGAGAAAAAGGUGUCGACUGCGACAUUGAUGUCCCCAAAACCAUCCAGAUGGUGCGGUCCCAGAGGUCAGGGAUGGUCCAGACAGAAGCACAGUACCGGUUCAUCUACAUGGCUGUCCAGCAUUAUAUCGAAACACUACAGCGGAGGAUCGAGGAAGAGCAGAAAAGCAAGAGGAAAGGGCAUGAGUAUACAAACAUCAAGUAUUCCCUAGCGGACCAGGGUAGUGGUGACCAGAGUCCCCUGCUGCCUUGCACCCCGACGCCGUCCUGUACAGAAAUGAGAGAAGAUAAUGCUAGAGUCUAUGAGAACGUGGGUCUGAUGCAGCAGCAGAAGAGUUUCAGAUGAGACAGCCUGUUGCAACGUCAGCACCGAAGUAG
This is a messenger RNA of Elephantulus edwardii (Cape elephant shrew), 2109 nucleotides long. RefSeq names its product protein tyrosine phosphatase, non-receptor type 11 (gene PTPN11). Lineage: Eukaryota; Metazoa; Chordata; Mammalia; Macroscelidea; Macroscelididae. Gene Ontology annotation, biological process: protein dephosphorylation. The transcript has 15 exons. Bases 296 to 2077 code for a protein of 593 amino acids. The record is from RefSeq and is a predicted model, not a curated record. Gene Ontology annotation, molecular function: protein tyrosine phosphatase activity.